UAUACCAUUCAACACCCCGGGUCCACCCUCCAGACGCUGGGCUGCAGGUCAAGCGAGCCACCACUGCUCUUCCAAGUGUCACUUUGACAGGUUUCCUCUGCAGAAGAUCUUUCUUUUUAUUAACCCAUCCUUUUCAUCCAAAUGGCACCAAAGAAAGACGUCAAGAAGCCCGCUGCUGCUGCUGCCCCUGCUCCAGCCCCGGCCCCGGCCCCGGCCCCCGCUCCAGCCAAGAAAGAAGAAAAAAUCGAUCUGUCUGCUAUUAAGAUCGAGUUCUCUAAGGAACAGCAGGAAGAAUUCAAGGAGGCGUUUCUCCUGUUCGACAGAACAGGAGAAUGCAAGAUCACUCUGAGUCAGGUGGGCGACGUCCUCCGGGCUCUGGGCACAAAUCCCACCAAUGCCGAGGUCAAGAAGGUUCUCGGGAACCCUAGCAAUGAAGAGAUGAAUGCUAAGAAGAUAGAGUUUGAACAGUUUCUGCCCAUGAUGCAAGCAAUCUCCAACAACAAGGACCAGGGAGGCUAUGAGGAUUUCGUUGAGGGUCUGCGGGUCUUUGACAAGGAGGGCAAUGGCACCGUUAUGGGUGCUGAACUCCGCCACGUCCUUGCCACCCUGGGUGAAAAGAUGAAGGAGGAAGAGGUAGAAACACUGCUGGCUGGCCAGGAGGACUCCAAUGGCUGCAUCAACUAUGAAGCUUUUGUCAAACACAUCAUGUCUGUCUAAAUGGAGUUUUCAAGAACACAGAGUUUGGAAAGACUGGCCAGAACAUCAGAUCAAGAACACCUAUGGCUAACGCUCCACACCUGCUUACCACCACCCAGAGGAUCAAUCUAGACGGUUCUAGAUUGAAGGAGUCCCUGAAUUCUUAAAAAGCCUUGAGUUUUUCAGGACACGGAAAUCAGGCUGUAGAACAGAAAUCUACUGUUCUAGGGAGACAUCUACAGUAUUAGUAAUCUCAAGUCCAAACACUAACUUUAUCAUCUACUUGGGUCCACAAUAUUCUUAAGAUACUACAUCAAUAAACUUGGUCAGUCUGGAAUA
Acomys russatus (golden spiny mouse) is the source of this 1035-nucleotide messenger RNA. RefSeq names its product myosin light chain 1 (gene Myl1). The coding region runs from base 142 to 717 and encodes 191 amino acids. Gene Ontology annotation, cellular component: myosin II complex; contractile muscle fiber. Lineage: Eukaryota; Metazoa; Chordata; Mammalia; Rodentia; Muridae. The record is from RefSeq and is a predicted model, not a curated record. Gene Ontology annotation, molecular function: calcium ion binding. The transcript has 7 exons.